ACUGAGCAACGCUUGCGCACAAUGAUUCUGUUUUUCUAUUACGUUGACAUCAGUUAUCCAUGAUGCAGUGCCUGUAGUAACGUUAAGAUAUAAGUUUUGCUUGUUCCUAAAGCAAGCGAUCUGGAUGCUUCACGAAAUCGAAACAACGUUACUACUGUGGUCGUUUUGAUUUCUUCGACAUUGUGUUGAAGUAAUUCGGGAACUGGAUACUUGGUUAAACUGUUAGUGGCGACUCCUCUUUGAGGCAGGACAACAUGCAAGUUCAAGAUGCAGACGGUAACGAUGGCUCGCCCUGGAACAACUCGAGCGGCUGCGAGGAGGAACGUAGGCCAAAUCAGAAGGAGGGCAAGAAAUCAAAUGUGUUGCCAUUAUGGGGUAACGAAAGGACUAUGAACUUAAAUCCACUGAUUCUUACAAAUAUACAGUCCUCUCACUACUUUAAAGUGAAUUUGUAUGAAUUGAAGACGUAUCAUGAAGUUAUUGAUGAAAUUUACUAUAAGGUGUCACAUUUGGAACCUUGGGAGAAAGGCAGCCGGAAGACUGCGGGUCAAACUGGCAUGUGUGGAGGCCGGUUCAUGCAGGUACGUGGUGUCGGUGCAGGAGGAAUAGUAUCAACAGCAUACUGUCUCCUCUACAAAUUAUUCACUCUAAGACUAACCAGAAAGCAAUUAAAUGGUCUUAUCAAUCAUCCGGAUUCUCCGUAUAUAAGAGCUCUGGGCUUCAUGUAUAUCAGAUACACACAACCACCAGCUGAUUUAUUUAGUUGGUACGACGAGUAUUUAGAAGAUGAGGAAGAGUUAGAUGUAAAAGCAGGAGGUGGACAGACAAUGAAAAUGGGUGAUAUAUUAAAACAGUUCCUUACCAAACUUGAAUGGUUUUCCACGCUAUUUCCCCGAAUACCAGUGCCAAUUCAAAAGGAUCUAGAACAUCGAUUAGGCGAAAGGUUUCCACAGCAAACAGCAAACGCACGGAAUGCAAAGCCUCAAAUUACAUUAAAUAAUCAUGGAAAGUACAGUAACACCAACGCGAACACCGGUAGAAAAGACAAUGGCAAUGUGGCUGUACGCAAUCAACAACCGCGACACAUCCCGGACAGUGAGGCUCAAUGGGGUGAGGCUGAGAGAGCGAGCCAUUGGCGAGCCAGGUCUGAUGAGGAUCGCAAAGACAAAUAUAGAGAACGUGACCGGGAACGAGACCGAAACAGGGAUCGUGAGAGGGAUAGACCUCGUGAUCGAGAACGAGAGCGAGAUCGGGAUAGACACGCACGAAGAUCAACUAGUAGAGACAGAAGCCGUAGACAAAGAGAAUAUAGAAGUAGGAGUAAAGAACGAUCACACAGGGACAGGAGUAAAGAUCACCAUCGCGAUCGAGAAAGGUAUCGGGACAGAAGAGGUUCACCGUACGAUUAUGCUAGUGAGUUGGCACGGGAGAAGGAAAGGCAACGAAGAGAUUGACAUCCCGUGCAAUUAUGAACUUUAAUAUAAAUUUGUUUGUACAAGUAUAACGAUUGCAUCAAUGAAACAAAGAGAAAAACGACAAUUUAGAACCGAGCCAUUCUACACGACUGCAUUCUAAGAGAGAUACUUUCACUGGGGUGUGAAGUAUUAGCCUAAAGUUAAAUUUACGAUAUCCACAAUGUAGUUUACAUGUUUUUAUAAAAUAAAAUCGCAAUGGAAACAUUGACUCUUUUAUUA
Messenger RNA from Cephus cinctus (wheat stem sawfly), 1694 nucleotides. Its product is annotated as pre-mRNA-splicing factor 38B. The record is from RefSeq and is a predicted model, not a curated record. Lineage: Eukaryota; Metazoa; Arthropoda; Insecta; Hymenoptera; Cephidae. Gene Ontology annotation, cellular component: precatalytic spliceosome. Bases 255 to 1454 code for a protein of 399 amino acids. The transcript has 6 exons.